Molecule: messenger RNA, 24809 nt
Organism: Pelobates cultripes (western spadefoot toad)
Lineage: Eukaryota; Metazoa; Chordata; Amphibia; Anura; Pelobatidae
Source: the annotation of a GenBank genome assembly
AGUAGAUCGAGCGAGCCACCCACAGUGGAGGUGGGGGGGAUUGUAUUAAUGGCGGCGGAUGGAGUCGGAUAAUGGGCCCUUACUUCGAGAUCCGAUAGUUUGUUCCCGGUCACCUCAUUCGCGGUGAUGGAGUCUCUUGCCAGCCGCUCCGAGGAUGAGGAUUCCUCCGCCGGACAUAACCGGAGCCUGUCCCAGGGGUCUGGCCUCGUCCCCAAAAGGAGGAGCUCCUCCAGGUGACGGACUGACCGCACUGUGUACCGGGAUAACCCGGGUUUAUACUGUGUUACUGACCGCACUGUGUACCGGGAUAUCCCGGGUUUAUACUGUGUUACUGACCGCACUGUGUACCGCGAUAACCCGGGUUUAUACUGUUACUGACCGCACUGUGUACCGGGAUAACCCGGGUUUAUACUGAGUGCACUGUGUACCGUGAUAACCCGCGUUUAUACUGUGUUACUGACCGCACUGUGUACCGGGAUAACCCGGGUUUAUACUGUGUUACUGACCGCCGGGAUAACCCGGGUUUAUACUGUGUUACUGAUUGCACUGUGUACCGGGAUAACCCGGGUUUAUACUGUGUUACUGACCGCACUGUGUAGCAUAACCCGCGUGUGUUACUGAUUGCACUGUGUACCGGGAUAACCCGCGUUUAUACUGUGUUACUGAUUGCACUGUGUACCGGGAUAACCCGGGUUUAUACUGUGUUACUGAUUGCACUGUGUACCGGGAUAACCCGGGUUUAUACUGUGUUACUGAUUGCACUGUGUACCGGGAUAACCCGGGUUUAUACUGUGUUACUGAUUGCACUGUGUACCGGGAUAACCCGGGUUUAUACUGUGUUACUGAUUGCACUGUGUACCGGGAUAGCCCGGGUUUAUACUGUGUUACUGAUUGCACUGUGUACCGGGAUAACCCGGGUUUAUACUGUGUUACUGAUUGCACUGUGUACCGGGAUAACCCGGGUUUAUACUGUGUACCGGGAUAACCCGCGUUUAUACUGUGUUACUGACUGCACUGUGUACCGGGAUAAUCCGGGUUUAUACUGUGUACCGGGAUAACCCGGGUUUAUACUGUGUACCGGGAUAACCCGCGUUUAUACUGUGUUACUGACUGCACUGUGUACCGGGAUAACCCGGGUUUAUACUGUGUACCGGGAUAACCCGCGUUUAUACUGUGUUACUGACUGCACUGUGUACCGGGAUAACCCGGGUUUAUACUGUGUUACUGACUGCACUGUGUACCGGGAUAACCCGGGUUUAUACUGUGUUACUGACUGCACUGUGUACUGGGAUAACCCGGGUUUAUACUGUGUUACUGACCGCACUGUGUACCGGGAUAACCCGGGUUUAUACUGAGUUACUGACCGCACUGUGUACCGGGAUAACCCGGGUUUAUACUGUGUUACUGACCGCACUGUGUACCGGGAUAACCCGGGUUUAUACUGUGUUACUGAUUGCACUGUGUACCGGGAUAACCCGGGUUUAUACUGUGUUACUGACUGCACUGUGUACAGCGAUAACCCGGGUUUAUACUGACCGCACUGUGUACCGGGAUAUCCCGGGUUUAUACUGUGUUACUGACCGCACUGUGUACCGGGAUAACCCGGGUUUAUACUGAGUGCACUGUGUACCGGGAUAACCCGGGUUUAUACUGAGUGCACUGUGUACCGGGAUAACCCGGGUUUAUACUGAGUGCACUGUGUACCGGGAUAACCCGGGUUUAUACUGAGUGCACUGUGUACCGGGAUAACCCGGGUUUAUACUGUGUUACUGACCGCACUGUGUACCGGGAUAACCCGGGUUUAUACUGACCGCACUGUGUACCGUGAUAACCCGGGUUUAUACUGUGUUACUGACCGCACUGUGUACCGGGAUAACCCGGGUUUAUACUGUGUUACUGACCGCACUGUGUACUGGGAUAACCUGUGUUUAUACUGCGUUACUGACCGCACUGUGUACCGGGAUAACCCUGGUUUAUACUGUGUUACUGACCGCACUGUGUACCGGGAUAACCCGGGUUUAUACUGUGUUACUGACCGCACUGUGUACCGGGAUUACCCGGGUUUAUACUGUGUUACUGACCGCACUGUGUACCGGGAUAACCCGGGUUUAUACUGAGUUACUGAUUGCACUGUGUACCGGGAUAACCCGCGUUUAUACUGUGUUACUGACCGCACUGUGUACCGGGAUAACCCGCGUUUAUACUGUGUUACUGACCGCACUGUGUACCGGGAUAACCCGCGUUUAUACUGUGUUACUGACCGCACUGUGUACCGGGAUAACCCGGGUUUAUACUGAGUUACUGAUUGCACUGUGUGCCGGGAUAACCCGGGUUUAUACUGUUACUGACUGCACUGUGUACAGGGAUAACCCGGGUUUAUACUGUGUUACUGACCGCACUAUGUACAGCGAUAACCCGGGUUUAUACUGACUGCACUGUGUACCGGGAUAACCCGGGUUUAUACUGAGUGCACUGUGUACCGGGAUAUCCCGGGUUUAUACUGUGUUACUGACUGCACUGUGUACCGGGAUAAUCCGGGUUUAUACUGUGUACCGGGAUAACCCGGGUUUAUACUGUGUACCGGGAUAACCCGCGUUUAUACUGUGUUACUGACGCACUGUGUACCGGGAUAACCCGGGUUUAUACUGUGCACUGUGUACCGGGAUAACCCGGGUUUAUACUGUGUUACUGACUGCACUGUGUACCGGGAUAACCCGGGUUUAUACUGUGUUACUGACCGCACUGUGUACCGGGAUAACCCGGGUUUAUACUGUGUUACUGACCGCACUGUGUACCGGGAUAACCCGGGUUUAUACUGUGUUACUGACCGCACUGUGUACCGGGAUAACCCGGGUUUAUACUGAGUGCACUGUGUACCGUGAUAACCCGGGUUUAUACUGUGUUACUGACCGCACUGUGUACCGGGAUAACCCGGGUUUAUACUGUGUUACUGACCGCACUGUGUACCGGAAUAACCCGGGUUUAUACUGUGUUACUGACUGCACUGUGUACCGGGAUAACCCGGAUUUAUACUGAGUGCCCUGUGUACAGGGAUAACCCGGGUUUAUACUGUGUUGCUAACUGCACUGUGUGUGUGGGGCUGUGUACAAGGAUAACCUGUGUUUAUACUGUGUUACUGGGUCACUGUGUGUGAGAUACACCGAUGCGUGCCGCUGCCCCCUCUGACACGGCGAUGCGUGUUAUCGAACCAGAGGGAGCAAGUUUGAAUCUAAUGAAUUUACCUGAUCAAGAUGUAGUGUUAUUGAACUAUUCCACUAUAUCCUGUUUAAGGGUUAUGAUCAAUUGAGAUAGUUAAGAACACAUAGUGAUUUCAAAUCUUAGGAAAUAAUAUGACCAGAUACCUCAAUUUAGUUGGAUGAAACUGAAUAACCACAAGUUAUGGUUUGGAACUACUCGGUAAAGACUAGACCUUAGACCUUUCUAUAUUUAUUAUGCACCACAAAAUCUCAGUUAAAUACAUAUUUUUAAUGAAAAAUAUUAUAGUAAUGUGUAAAUGUUUCAACUAGACGUGGAGACAUAGUUGAGAGUGAGGAAUACAUUUAGAAGAGAGUGUAAACCUUGCAUUGUUCUAAAGCUGCUGUAAAGUGCAUAACAAUAUCUGGUACUGUCAAAUACAUCUUGUAGUUAUUAUCACUUUGCAGUAUAAAGCACCUAAAUGUAGAUUGUUGGUCUGGCAGGUUUAUUAAGCGAAAGAAAUUUGAUGACGAGUUGGUUGAGAGCAGUCUUGCGAAGUCCACAAGUCGUGCUCGUGGUCCUAGUGGAAGUGAACAAGGACGUGGUUCAGGCAGUGAGCCUUCAUCCAGUGAGAAGAAGAAGGUAGGAAACCAAGUUCUGCAUUAAAAUCUGCAAAACCAAUGCAAACAUUCAUUUAUAAUGAGAAUAUAUUAUUGGCAUCUUUAUUAAAGCCAUUUAAAAAAAAAAUGUUAUACAGGGAAUAUUUCAAGGCAAAAAGCUUAUAAUGCUGUGAAUUAAUCCCUUGAGAUGUGCUGUCUUAGCACGUCAUCUCAAAGAAAUGCAAAGUAGUCAAAUGCUGGAAACGCAUCAUGGGAGGUGUAGUCCAAAACUUCAAGUGCCGAAGGUUGCCUACGCCUGUACUAGAGUGUUCUUUUAAGUGCUUGAUAUGAUUACUGGGUUAAACAAGGAUAAGUGUUUUGGCCUUUUCAGUUGAAUCCCAUCAGAGUGCACACCACUCCUCCAUUUUUAAUUGUUUUGCUGGGGGAUGAAAAGCAAAUUGAUCAUAGUGUCUGUAGACUUUUUUUUUUUCUUUCUUGUUUCUUCAGAAAGAUUUUGACACUGAAAGGGACACUAUAGGCACCCAGACCACUUAAGUUUGUUGAAGUUGUGUGGGUGCAGUGUCUCAGGCCCAUUAACUCUGCAAAGCUAAUUACUGCAAUAAUUAGCUCUGUGGGGUUACUCCAACUCUAGUGGCUUUCUACCAGACAGCCACUAAAAGGACUUCCACCGCCGACAUCAGCGGUGGUAGGGGACCCGAGGAAGGGACGAAGAACAUCAGUGCUGGAACCAGGCAAGUGAAGGAUAUAUCUCCCUUGUGCACCAUGGGUGGGGAGGGGGACUUUGAGGCAGCUAUAGUGCCAGAAAAAAAAACUUUGUUUUCCUGGCACUAUAGAUUUUCUUUAAGUAUAUUGAGAGACAGACAGAGGUCUCAUUGUCAAAUACCAUCAUCUUUGGAGUCCUCACAGAUUUUCUCCUCCUAGAUUCAUGUCGAUGAUGUAUGGAUGCAAAGUACACUGACCCCAGGCUUGCUUCCCCUUUCUCAGGACAUGUUAAAGGGCAGUGCUUUGAGGACAGGUGUUAGUCAUGUGAGUACUUCUUCCUCCCAUCUACUUUGUUACAUACACAUCUACUUAUUGGUGGUUUUUGUGUUUGUUUUCUUACACAUAGAGUGUGUAACUUCAUUUUUUUUUUUCAAUAUAAAAUACUAUUUUAUUUAACAGUGUGUAGUGAACAACGUAAUCUGGUUUAUAUAAUAUGAUCGAGAGGACACAAAAGCACAUUAGGCAGGUGCUUUUGAUGUAUAUGCCUAUUUUAUAUAUUUUGACAUGUUAAAUUUUUUUUUUUAGAUAUUUCUUUAUUUUCAAGAUGCUUUUGAUUUAACACAUGUAGUACGAGCUGUAGGCAUAUGGUAAAAGCAUACAAGUUAUUUAUAAACGGUGAGUGAAUCAACAAUCUAAAAACAUGCAUUGCAAUAGUGAUUAAAAGCAUCCAUUUUUUUUUUUAUUUAUUUUUUUUUAAAUCCAAGCAUUUUACAUUUGUUUGGGGACAACGGGAAUGAGUUAGCUUGGUUAUGAUACUUAAUAAGGUUAUCAAGCUUGUCGUGGUCCCUAAGCAUGGUACCUAUGACAUGUUCCCUUAGGUGAUUCAGGCAUAUAUGUGGAGGCACGGACUAAGGGUACAGUGUCAAACAUGAGAUGAUAUGCUGGCAUUGGGCUAAGGAGGUGGGUGCAUAUUGCUCCAGGUAAUUAGUGGGAGGAUUAGGGGGGUAUGCAUCCAUGCUGAGAACCCCUGACCGAGAGGGGGGCAGCAGUGGAGGGGGGGAGGUUGUAUGCCAUAUGGUGAGAACUAUUUAUGUACCAGCCUAAUCAGCCCUCGCGUUUGCAGGACUCGUGCCUGUGAGCGUAGUGUACGGUGUUGCCUUAAAAACGCAAAAUACAAAAUUAAACCAACUAAGUCAGGGCUUUUUUUUAGGGGGUUUCAUCCAGCAUUUUUCAUCCAGUAGCGAGCAUCAGUCUCCCUGCCAUUCCAGUCACUUAUCACAUUGGGUUAUUGGAUUGGGAGGAAGGCUGGUUCUUAUUCGGGGCCAAGCUAAAGGAACUGAAUUGAUUUGAAUUUACCGGGCUAAAUCCUUUGUGAAAAAAACAAAACCUCAGCAUUUAGUAAUUACAAUAUUUGUUAUAGUUGCACUGCAUUUGAUUGAGAUUGCAUUAUACACUAUUUACUGUUGUGUGUCAUUUAUUUUGUAUUAUAUUUGUAGGUUGGACUUAGUUUAAGUUACGGUUUUGGAUACUGUUAUUAUAGUGAUGAGUAUACAGGAAGACUGAGAGAGACACAGACAUAUUGCAAAAGGAACAGACAGAAUGAGAGGAACCUGCAGAUCAGACCAAUGGAAGUAGACUGACAUUUUUAGAGCGGAUAAGCUUGAGAGGUGAAUGAAAAGAUGACUGCUUGAAAUAAGCAGACGGACAGUGGGAAAUGUGUAGAGAGACAAACCGAGAGGCAGGCAGACAUUAACAGAUUAAGACAGAACACAUGACAGAUUGUAGUAUCAUUUAUUUGUACUAUUAGAGUUGUUGACAUGUCUACAUAUUGAAUUUGCUUUUACCUGUAGCUUUUGCAGACCUGCUUAUACACGUAAUGGGAUUAACACUCCUAAUAUGAUAUAACCCAUGUAUUGGUACUGCUCUGUAGUACUGAGCUAGAAGCUGAUAUCUGGUUAAAUAUACCUUUAUUGUACAGAGAAAAGCAGGAUCUAUUCCUCGGGGAGGAUAGAUAGAGAUAGAUGUAUAUUAGAGAGUUGGAGAUAGAUGUGUAUAUGCAUACAUGUACACAUAUAAUCUAUAUAAACUAACUUUUCUUCUGGAAAACUCAUAGGAAUUGAGAUCAGCAGUAGGAUGUUUUAAUUCUAAAGAUCGCAUGAAACAAAUUCCGCAGUCUUUUUUUGAAUAUUGUCUCUUUCAUUUGGUACAGGUUAGUAAGACUGCACUAACUCCAGCUCCACACUCUCCUGCACCAAGUCCCAGCAUCACUAAACGCAUCAAGAAAAGCAAACAGCCCAUGCAGGUUACAAAAGACCUUGGAAGAUGGAAACCUGCUGAUGAUCUGCUACUUAUCAACACAGUGUUACAGGUUUGUUUUGAAUUUCACAUAGAGGGUUAAUCACUAGAGUCUUUGCAGCUGAAUGGCUGAAUACAUAUAUUAUAGAUAAACUGGAUUAAGAAAAACCAACACUGUUGGCUUGUCUGUUAGCCGCUCAGCUGAUGGGUGAGAAUGUGUAUACUCAUUCUGUUCACAUUUACUUUCAAUGGAAAAUAAGUCAUAUUACUAUUGGAUGUAUGCAGUCUAAAUGCCAGGAAAAUAUCUUUAUAUUUGCAUUGUGAGACAGAUUAAAGGGCUAUAUUUGUGUUUUUUUUUUUUUUUUUGUAAUAGUUCCUGAGCCUUAAAAUCCUGUUGUCUGUAUGAGCUGUGGAGUACAAUGUAACAUUGGAAUUUUCCAGGAUCUUUUGUUAACAUACUGGCAACAAAUAUAGGCCAUUUAUAUAUUGUUUUACAGACUUGGCUAUUUUGUUUUCAGACAAAUGAUCUGCAGGCGGUGCACCUUGGAGUCAAGUUUAGCUGCCGCUUCACACUAAACGAAAUCCAAGAACGCUGGUACGCUUUACUCUAUGAUCCCGUAAUCUCCAAGUGAGUUUUAAGUUUUCUGAUCAUGCUAAGAGGGGAAAAAAGGUGCAACGUUACAAGGUCUGAAACAAUCUAUUUCUUUUUAUGAAAUAUUUCAUAGGUUGUCAUGUCAAGCCAUCAGGCAGCUUCACCCAGAGGCCAUUGCUGCGAUCCAGAGCAAAGUAUUGUUCAGCAAAGCUGAGGAGCAGUUAUUGAGCACAGUGAGCUCGGUAUGUAUAUGUAUCACUAGAAGAAUCUGUUUAGAUAGUUUUCAUUGAGCCGUCAUUGAAUCCUCUAUUGUCUUCAGACAUCCCAACCUACUCUUGAGACCUUUCAGGAUUUGCUGAGCAAACAUCCAGAAGUAUUCUAUGUAUCCCGAACAGCCAAAUAUCUUCAGGUGCAUUGGCAGCUUAUGAAGCAGUACUAUCUGCUAGAGGACCAGACAGGUGUGAAUCACAUACUCCCUGAACCACUUUAAAUAUGUAGCAUAACAUCCUUUCCAUGAAUUUUCUGUAAAGGCUUGUUUUUGUUUCCCAUUAUAUUUCAGUUCAGCCACUCCCCAAAGGGGACCAGGUUCUUAACUUCUCUGAUGCUGAAGAUAUGCUUGAUGACAGCAAACUCCGGUACGCUUUUAUACAUGUGUAUUACCUUUGAAUUAUGUCAGCUAAACCGUAUUGGGUUUACAAAUCACAACAUGUCCAUGUAUACAGCGAAGUAUUAUUGUGUUGAGAGGAAAGUACAUUCCACUGUAUAGGUGUUUUAGAGCUAUUCCAUUUUCUUUCUUCUGUGUACAUCUCUUUUUGUAUUGUUAUAUUAGAUACUUACAACUGAUUUUACGUGAUUCUGAAAUUUACUCUUUUACAUCACCUACAUAUUUCAAGCCAAAGCAAAGAAUGUCAAGCUCUGACAUAGCAGAAAGGUCUUGCUUUACCUAAAAUCUCCAUUUAGGAUCAGUUUAUUUGAUGAUUUUUAUAUGGUAGUUAUUUAUAUUCAUCAUUGCUUUAGUGUUGCACUGCUUUGCUUACAUGCUGUGUAUCAGGGUUGAAUUCUGUUCUAUCUUCUUGCAGAGAUACUAGAGAUGAAGUUCUUGAACAUGGUAAGUCCUAUUUUAACUUUAUAUUUUUUUUUUCUCUUUUCUUCUGUAAAUCCGUUCUAACCCCCUGUUUAUCCUCUUUUUCUUUGUAGAACUGACUGUUGCUGACCGACGCCAGAAACGUGAGAUUCGUCAGUUGGAACAAGAGCUACAUCGAUGGCAAGUGCUAGUUGACAGCAUCACAGGUGAGUGAUUAAUUUGCUUCUAAUGGGAACUUUUAAUCCACAUUUUGUGCAAUUGGCAAAGUUUAACAAGGUAUUGAUGCCAUCUACAUAUUAUGCUGGAUAAGUUUCCACUGGUGAAAAUAUUGAAAGGUAUAUUUGUUUUCCCUACUACAAUAAUUCCUCCAGCAAUGGAUGGAGAAGCUCCACCACCAAAUGAUGCACACAGCAGGCUAUUCGUCAUAUUCUGAGGAUCUUCUGUUAUUUAUCUUUUGUUUUUGUAUGCAAUAUAUAACACCAAAACCAUGUGUUUACAUGUAAAAGUAUCACAAGAGAAUAGGACAUAUCACCACUAAAGAAAGCUUAAUUUUUUUUCCUUUCUUCCAUCUAUCAACCCUUCCGUUCCCCUCUCAUCCAUCCAUCCAUCCCACAACUACAUGUUGUUAAAUAAGCGUUUUCAAUUUUUAUGAAGAUAGAGCCCCCACUGCAAUAUUAAAAAAGCAACAUGUAUCCAUUCCAUGAGUCACCGCGUUAACAGAGCAUGAUUUUUUUUUAUUAUAAAGUAGUAGUGUUGGGGGUUUUAAAUAAACACUGAAAUCGCCUUAACUACUACAGCCCACUGAAGUGAUUAUGAUGCCUAGAGUACCCGGGCAACAUCCCAGUGUAACUUGUCAAACUGAUUUUAGUUUGACAACUUACCUUGGUCCUGCUGGGUGGCAAUGGCCACGUUCCUUUUUUCUGGGAUACUCCUGCAUUAGAAUCUGACUCUGCAUAGCCUAGAAGAGCUGGGCUGCAUCUGUGGUCCAGUUAAGAUAGAGAUUUUUAUCUCCCAAGCCAGUUUUCACAGACCUACUGUAAGAACCCUAAUUGUAUGGUUUCUGUUUUCAUGGAUUGACUAAAUUAACUUGGAGUGAUCUGAGGAAAGGCAGAACUUGUGCACAUUCAAUGGGAGCAUGCAAGAAGACAAUAUGUUCUAUGUAAUGUAACCCAGGAAAUGUUUGAAGCAAGUAGGUCUAUAGGUGUAACUGCCCCAAAAAAUUUUUUUUACCCCUACAAGAUAUGUAUGUUUAUGAUUUAUGGAAUCUAAAAUAGUAUAUUUGAUUUGGGUUAAUUAAAUAUUGAAAGGUGACUUCAGUUUGUUUUUAAAAUAAUCACAUAUUUAUAUAGAAUAUUCUAUAGUACGGUGAAUAAUCAUGCUGUCUGUUUGGUGUGUAAUAAAUAACAUGGUAUAAACACUGACCACUGAAUUUCAGUAAAUUCUAAACCAAAGUGGGAAAAUUUGACAAAAAUAGCCAAACUGACAAUAGCGGAGUUGGAGAAUUUUUAAUAAAUAAAAACAAUUGCUUCACUUUAGUGCUUGAGAUUAGUUUGCCUUUCUAUUCUAAAUCAUACAAUGAUUGAGGGAUUUACACUAUAUAUACUAAUACUUUUUUGUAAAUAAGGGUUUUGUCACCACAUAGAAAUUAUUUGCAGUUAACAAAAUAUGCAUGUAGUAAUGGUAACAAUAGUUGUUUUUAUUUUUUUUUAAAAAGCAUACAAUAACUGUGCAGACAGCCAUCCAGGGCUGAUGUAGCAUCAACGAGAAUCAGAAAAGAGAAACAAACAGAAAUUGGGACCCUUGAGUCCAAAUUUUAAGCAAUCCUUUUUUGCGUUUUAUUAAAUGUACUUUCGUUCUGUGAAUUUUAUUGAAUGUAAGCAAGAAAUAGAAUAUAUUUUGGUAAGGAAGAAUCUGCUUGAAAAAAUAUUUGGGUGAUACCUUAUGGAACUAAUGAAAAUUAUUAGAGGUAGACAACAGAAAUAUACUAAAAUGCUUUCAGCACUGAAGUGAAAGAAAGCUCUAGAGAGCCUCAGCAGUAAAUGGGUCAAACACUAGAUAUAUGUAAUUUAUAGAGAAUUCAUUCUAUCUUGCUGUUGAUUAUGGAACUCCGGUGUAGGGUGUUCUGCUGAAGCCUGUUAAAACCUGAUGCCACUGUCUGUUCCCUAGGAAUGAGCUCUCCUGAUUUCGACACUCAAACAUUAGCCGUAUUAAGAGGACGGAUGGUGCGAUACCUGAUGAGAUCCCGAGAGGUAUGAAAUUUAUGCUGUUUGCACCCGUUUGCUCCAUUAAAGGCAGUGCAAAGAUGAUAUUUUAGCAAAAGAUAAUGGAUAUAUAUGUACCAAUAAAAUGGAUUUACAAUCAAAAGGCAUGCUGAUUUAAUGAUGUGCCAGGAUCAAACUAAAAGGAAUUCACAAAAAUUAAUUUCCUGAGCUGCCUGUAACUGCAAACCUCUGUUAAACUCUUUGUGAAAAUCGCUAUAUUAAGUGUGAUGAGCCUUAUGGUUGUUGUGAAACAGCAUUUCAAAUAAAUCAGAGGUUGUAGCAGGUGUAGGAAACUGGAGUAAGGCUAAUUCUCUGGCAGGGUGCGAUCUUUUCGCAAGUGUUUUGGAAACAAUAUCAUGUUGAGGUGAUCUAAUGCCUAAUGUUUUGUGAGCAGAUCACGCUUGGCAGAGCUACGAAGGACAACCAGAUUGAUGUUGAUCUUUCAUUGGAGGGCCCUGCAUGGAAGAUAUCACGCAAACAAGGUCUGUAAUGAAGAUUUAACUUCCUAUCAUAGGGCGUUUUACAUUUCUCCUGAUGUUCAUGUGAUCCUGUAGACUAGUUCUAAGAAACCUGCAUUCUCAGGUUUCCUUUCACUUCUGUAGUAUCAGUGGAGAGCGCAUAUUUUUGUGUCCUCUAAGACAUGGCUCACAAUUUCCACUGUCCACUAGUUGUUGGCAAGUGGAAAUGCACCUGGGUAAGUGUGCAAUGGGCCCUCUAGGUUUGCAGUGGCUAAUAGCACAGGCCAUAAAAUUUUAAACUUUGCUCUGAGAGACUAAUUUGUGUUCCGACUUUUAGGAGUGAUCAAACUGAAGAACAACGGAGACUUUUUCAUAGCCAAUGAGGGCCGAAGAGCUCUUUAUAUAGAUGGACGACCUGUCCUAUCGGGGAGUAAGUGGAAGCUGAAUCAUAACUCUGUUGUGGAGGUAUGUAACUCUAGACUUUUCCUUUAAAGCUUUACUCUCCCUUAUUCAAUGUAGUUAAAUUGUAAAUGUUCAACCUUUUCUAAUACCCAUUACUUGCCGAUCCACAUGCAAAUUGCACACUUCUAGUUAUGCUUGAAAGGAAAGAAAAGCCUUCUCUAGUUGUGGUUUUGCCUUUGACCAUACAUCGACUAAAUGUACCUUUAAUCCCUGCUAUAACUAGAAAAAUGUAUCCAGUUUUUAUAUAGAAUAAAAAGAAAUCCACCAAUGUAAUGUGAUUUAGCAUUGUAAAUUUAUUUUAACUAUCAUAAAAAUAUAUUUAAAAUAAGUUUAAUGAACUUGUUUUGUGAUAAUAUACUUGAGAAGUUUGGGCAUGGGGCUUUCUUUGAUUUCCAUUGAAUAUACAUGCAUUUCACAUCAUGGCAUCACCAGGGUGAUCUCCGUAUACUUCAGUAUCUUCUUGAAGGCUCCUCAGUGGAAAGGUGUUCUUUAUUACUGUAAUUUUUUUCUAUCCUGUAAAUUUGGGUUCUUCAUUGCAUGCACUAACAAUUUUUAGAAAAGGGACGCUCUUGGCUCCAAGCCUUCUCCGACACUGGGUGUCGCGUAUCUGGCAUCUGCAGAGCUGGUCAUUAGCUGAGCACUAUCAGGCAAUGAAUGAUCCUUUGUGCAAAGUGUUGACAUUAGCCUGGCUGGAACUCUUGUUCUGGACUGGUUAAAGACAUACUAAUGAUGCUGCUGGAGGUGGAGUUAUUCCUUUGACAGCAAUAUAAAAUAUCUGUGUGUUUAAUAUGAGUUUAAUAUUGAAAAGCUGCACAUUCAGACUUCAAGCACCAUGAUCACAUCAAAUUACUGAAGUGAUCAUAGUGCUUGGAGUAACCCUUUAAAGGGACACUUUAAGCACCCAUACAACUUCAUCUCAUUGAAGUGGUCUGAGUGUACUGUUCUUGUCCCAUUAACCCUUAAACAUAUUUAUAUUCCAGGGUUAAGACUGCCAGAAAGCAGCUAGUGGCGCUUUCUGCUGUUUCAUGGAGUUUGACUCCAAUGAAAUAACGCUAGACGUCCUCCCGCUUUGCAUGAGAACGUCCAGCCUCUUCAGAUCCUCCAUUGGAUGUCCAGCGCCUUCAAAUCUAUUUAAUGCUUUCCUGUGGGGGAACGCGUGCACGGCGCUGACGUUGCGGGAGGCGGAGAUGGAACCAGCUACAAUAUAGACCUUGCCACUGGAAUAAAGGUUGUGUAAAAAGGGUUUUAACCCUUUAUUUGCUAUGGGGGAGGGGGUAGAGAAACACUUUGUAUUCCUAACACUAAAGUGUUCAUUUAAAGGACCACUCUAGGCACCCAGACCACUGCAGCUUAAUGAAGUGGUCUGGGUGCCAGGUCCAGCUAGGGUUAACCCAUUUUUUUUAUAAACAUAGUUUAAGAGAAACUGUUUAUAAAUGGGUUAAUCUAGCCCUCAAAUCCUCUGGCUGUCUCAUUGACAGCCGCUAGAGGCGCUUGCGUGAUUCUCACUGUGAAAAUCACAGUGAGAACACGCAAGCGUCCAUAGGAAAGCAUUGUAAAUGCUUUCCUAUGAGACCGGCUGAAUGCGCGCGCAGCUCUUGCCGCGCGUGCGCAUUCACCCGAAAGGGAGGAGAGGAGGUGGAGAGCUCCCCGCCCAGCGCUGGAGAAAGAGGUAAGUUUAACCCCUUUCCUCUCCCCAGAGCCUUUGGACUAUAAUGUAAUCUUAAAUAAAAAAAAUAACGAUCUUAAGAUUAUUUUUUUUCCUCCAGCCCAUUUUAAUAAACGAAAUAUGGAUUCAAUUAAAUAAAUCUUUAUUAAAAAAAAAAAAAAAAAAAUCAUCUUAUGAUGCCUUUAUUUCCUGUCCAGUCUCACACACAGACAUUGAAGGAGCUGGGACAGCAAUGAGUUUUACAGCUGUUAUCAAGCAUAGGAGGCUGCUUAGACUACGGAGAACAAUGACCAAGAUCCCCGAUUCUUAUCUCCCCUCACCAACCCACACAAGCUCCAAACCGGCAAAUUAUAUUAAAUGUCUCUAUAGGCUGGUACCUAUUCUGCCUAUUGGGAAAUCCUGCCCUAGAUAUACAACUGUUUGCACAUUUUUUUAAUUUUUUUAUUAAUAAACUAGAUUUUGAGUGGGCCCCAAAAAAGUAUUUUUACCAUCCAGCAAAAUACAUGUAUUUUAUAUACAUCAUGUAUUUAGGAGUUUAACAUGUCAAAUAUAUAAGGCAAGUAUAUAUUAGUUACAUAUCUCAUGAGAGUUGAUACUGCUAAUGGAUUGUUUAACUAAAGAACAAUAUAUAUUUCCAUUACAUCCCCACAGCAGUGUUAUCAGGAGUUCUCUUAUGUUGCCUUAGUAAGACUAGUGAAAGGGAAUUUUCAUUUAAGUAAAAUUCAGUAUAUUGUGUUCCCAUGGCAACAAAUAUAUAACAGUUUAACAAAGCAGUAAGUAAAUAUAGCAUUGUUUGCGUACAUUAAUGUAAAUAUCUAAUAAUCUAUCACUGGUUGAAAGUACACAAAUUCAUUGUUAUCUGGGACUGUAUCUUGUGUACUUACCACGUAAUUCUGCUUGCCGACAUUAUAUUGAUAAAUAAUGUAACCAAGUUAAACACAUUACUGUUGUGCAAGCAUAAUUAAUAUGUUGCUCCACUUAGAGACCAGCUUUCUUAACUUUUUUUUCCCUUAAUAGAUUGUGAUGCUUUAUUAUUGGCAUUGUGUUUUUUUGUUUUUUUGUAUGCUCACUUUAAGGAACACUUUAGAAUUGGUAAUACAUGUUUGUAUUCCUAACACUAUAGUGCUGGAGUGGCUGUUUCUUCUCUCUGUGGAAUUAAAAGGUUUAAAACUUACCUUUUUGUUCCUUCGCCGUGGCUGGCCCCGCCUAAAUGGCUGAGAUCAUCAAAUGUUAAUCUCAACCAAUCCAAUGCUUUUCCAUAGGCAAGCAUUUGGAAGCUAUUGAGCUUGUCAGCAUCUCCUCAAAGAAAUGCAUUGAAUCAGUGCAUCUCUAUGGGGAACUUGCAGGGUCUCCAUGCAGACCGUGGAACUGCUUAAUGAUGAUACUGCACAGUGUGCAGCACCGAGAUAUUAAGCACCUCUAGUGGCUGUCUGAGCGACGGGCACUAGAAGUAUUACUAGGCAGCAAUGUAAACCCUGCCUGCAGAAACAUGCUAUAUACACCAGCACCACUACAUUUAAGUUGUAGUUGUUCUUGUGACUAUGGUUUCUAUUUAACUUGUAUUGUCUUGAGUCCAGAGUAGUGGUAAUUGUCUUCCUUUUACUGCCACAUAAUCUGGUGAAAUGUAUAAAAACCAAAAACCUUUGCCCAGACUCUGUUCCGGGCUGCCACAUGUCAAUUCUGCACAUAAAAUAUAUCCGACCACUGUGUAAAUGAGAUCAGGUUUUAAGCAGUCCUGAAAUAUUUUUUAAUUAAAGGUACCUUAGUGCUGCUGUCAACGUCAGUUCAUGUUGCUUGAUCAGUGGUACAAUACAGAAUGCAAAAUACAGGAACAAAAUGAGAGCAGUGUUUAUUGUACCUCUCUGUCAUUCAACUAAAUCACUAUUGUAGCACUUUGUGCACACGGCAUUUCCUUGUCGCGCAGCUUUCAUUGUUUCCUGUAUUUUGCAUAAAAUAAAUCAGUUCUAAGCGAUGGACUUAUUGAGUUUCCCUUUGCAGGUCAAGCCAGCAGGGUGAAACCUCUUCAUUCCUUCCUGUUUACAGCUAUCCCCACCUACCCAACAAGUGAAUUUUUAAAAAUUAUAUCCCUCCCUCCAAACUCCCCCCUCCAUUUUAAAAAAAUAAAUGCAUUUUAAAGGGUUGUUCUAGUAAAUAAUAGUUAAUAUGAAAGUGGAUAAGUGACAGUUUGUCGAUCCAAAGAAAAACCCAAUUGUGCAUUUGGAAUUGAAGGUGUUUUAUUUUUUUUCCCAAUAUAGUUUUUAUUAGGAUUUUGUUUCAUCGUUUACAAAGAACUGAACAGUGGGUGAUAUAUGGCAUCACAAGAAUACAAAUGGUUUUGGUUACAAAGGUAACAAGUAUAACAUAUAGUACAGUAACAAGUAAAUGUAUACAAAAGUUCCUAUACAUCGUUUGGUUGUAUGAGGGAGUAUACACAGUUGCGAUAUUGUUUAAUACACUCAUUGUGCGUCCGGUACAUUAUCUUCUUGCUUGUCAUGGGCAUCUAUUCCAUUUGUCGUCACGAGCUGUGGGUGUCUGUCACAUAGCUCUUACUGGUUGUUGUCGUGUAAAGUUACCCAGGGGGGCCCAAGUUGUGUGAAAUAUUUGUGCUGUUUUUGCGUCUGGGGCGGCCAUACGCUCGUAUGUGUAGUAUUGUUGUAUUUUGUCCCAUAAUUUGGCUUUGUUUGGGCAGAAUGUGGAUUUCCAAUUGCAGGCUUAUCAAGUUACGAGCUGCCAAAAUGGUGAUUGCACUCAAUUGUUUGUGUGCAUAUUCGAAUGAUGGGGGGAAACGCAUAAGUAGGAAUAGUUCAGGGGUGUUCCUGGUGUGUGGAACCGUGAGGGCACUUAAUGUGUUUUGUACUUCUACCCAGAGGGGUUGGAUGUUGGGGCAUGACCACCAAAUGUGUGUGUGCGUGCCUUUCUCUGCUGAGCACCUCCAGCAAAGGAAGGUGUAUUGGGAUAAAUUUUGUGGAGAGUGCAUGGAGUUAAAUGCCGUCUGUACAGCGAUUUUUCUAUGUGCUUCUAUAUGGGUGUAGCACUUAGUCCAUUUAGAUAUGUCAUUCAGUGCGUGGAUCCAUUCGUCUUCUGUGAGUUGGAUAGCGCAUUCUGUUUCCCACAUUGUUUUGCAGUGCGGUGAAGUGUUGGUUAGGGUAUCAUCCCAGGCCUUAUAGCAUAGGGAAAUAUUUUUCUUUUUCAUAGGGCCUUUCCAGCAUCUUUCUAUUAUUGCUUUUGCUGAGGAGAGGCUUGGGCUAAGGUUUUGUUGUCUGUUUACGUGUGUGUUGAUGAUCCAUCUUAGUUGUAGGUAUGUGAAAAUAGUGUUUGCUGGUAAUUCCCAUUUCUGUUGUAUGUCCGUGAAGGUCAUUACUUCUUGUGAGUGCAAUAAUUGGUGAAUAUGCCUAAUACCUGCGUGUACCCAUGUCUGGAUACGCAUGUCUGGAUACGCAUGUCUGGUGAUAUGGCCCUUAGUGCGGUUAGUGGUGCGUUGGGGUGAAAUGUUUCUUUGGCUCCUACUGUAUCUAGGAAUGUUGACCAAAUGUGGACGGUCAGUGCCGUGGUAGGGAAUAGGUUUGGCUUGUUUGGCCUAUGUUUCCUCGGCGUCCAUAGGAAGUCGAGUGUUGUGUUUUUGUCCAGUUGGGCUCUUUCCAUGUCCACCCAUUGAAUGUUACCCUUUUCUGAAUGUAUCAGUGUGCCUGAUGCCAACAUUGUGGCUUUGUAAUACUGUCCUAUGUCGGGUAGCCCCACUCCUCCGUUUUUUGGAUGUUUGUAGAGUAAGGUGCGGGAUAUGCGUGGUUUUUUGUUUCCUCCAUAUGAAUGAGCUGCAGAUGUUUUGCAGGGAGUUGAGGAGUGUUUGUGGGGCCUGGAUUGGAAGCAUUCUGAAUAUGUAGAGUAUCUUAGGCAGUAACAUCAUCUUGUAUGCGUUGAUUUUUUCCUAGCCAUGAGAUGUGCGUUUGAUACCAUUUUUGUAUAUCUCUUUUGCAUUGUUGGGGGAGUGUGAGGUGAUUUAAUUUCAGGAUUAAACUGCGCGAUUUUUACGCCUAGGUAAGUUAGUGAUGUCGUUCUCCAGUCAAAGGGGUAGUUGUCUUUCAGUAUUGUUUUGGUGGCUAAGGGAAGCCCAACAGGGAGGGCCUGGGUUUUAUCUUGAUUCAGGCGAUAAUGGGAGAUGUCGCCGAAUGUUUUCAGGGUUUCCAUGAGGGGUGGUAGAGAUCGCUGGGGGUUCCCUAAUGUUAUCAAAAUGUCAUCGGCGAACAGCGCCAAUUUGUAUUCCUGUCCUAAACUUGUGAUUCCAUUUAUGUUGGGAUCUGUGCGUAUUUUUUGGGCCAACGGUUCGAGAGAUAGGAUGUAAAGGAGGGCGGAUAGGGAGCAUCUCUGACGCGUCCCAUUUGUGAUAGCGAAUGGACUAGAUAUGAAGCCACCGUGAGCCACUUUGGCUGCUGAUGUUGUGUAAAGUGCCAUGACUCCCCUGAUAAAUUCAACAGGGAAUCCAUAUUUGGAAAGCACUUGCUGCAUGUAUGCCCAGUUGAGUUGGUCGAAGGCCUUCUCCGCAUCUAGUGCUAGGAGGAGACCUCCAACCGAAUCUCUUCCCAUUGUGGUCAGUAUGUUGAGAGUUUUUCGGGUGUUGUCUGAGCCCUGACAAACCCGGAUUGGUCGUUGUGUAUCAAUUUUGCUAUUAUCGGUGCUAAUCUGUUGCUUAAUAUUUUUUGCAUAUAGUUUGGCGUCGCUGUUUAGGAGAGAUAUUGGUCUAAAGUUUUUGCAGGGGGUUUACCGGGUUUGGGUAGAGUGGAGAUGUGGGCUAACAGUAAUUCUGUUGGUAGAGUUCCUGUGUCGCUGCAGUGUUGGUAUAAGUUCAGGAGGUGUGGUGUUAUUGAUGUAGAUUAAUUUAGAAAUAAACAAAAAUGUUUAAAAGUCUAUCUGUUCCUGUCCAAAUCUGAGAUGAAUAAAUUGCGUAUACGCAGAAGUAAGUUCACACUGACACAUGCAGUUCAGGUUAAAAACACUUCAGGAAAUUUAUUAGCAUCUAGUUAAAAAGCGGGCACGCAGGCCUUUUUAUAUGCAAAAUGACAUCAUCAUUGAAUAUCAGAUAAUAACAAAUAAACAUCAUUAAUUGGGUUAAAUGUUAAGUGGCUAUGUCAGUGUCCACCCAUUAAUAUUAUUAAUUGGCUCAGAGAUUUGAGUGACUAGUGAGGCACCCUCCCAUCAUGGGAUGUCGUCGCCAUUGCUCUUUAGCACGAGGCUUACUCGGUGGAAAGGGGGGCUUGGGCGUCAUUUUACGUAGUUAGUGAUGUCAGUCUCGUGGUCUGUUCCAAGGUUCUUUUAUGAAUAGAACAUUUCAUUUUGUCACUGUUCUCCUGGCCUUGGAUUAUACUAUGUUGCAAGUCAACGGAGAUCCGCUAACUCCGGGGCUAGUUAUGUCCUUAGAGAGAGAAAAUACAAUCUCUUAUUCAUUAUACUGAAUACUGUCAGGAAAUUCUGUCAUGUAAGGUGAACAAAAUGGAGAAUUCUGUCAUAGUGUGAGAUUAAAAUGGAGUUAGUACAAUAAUUCAAUACAGGUUCUAAUAAAGAUUUUAAUAAUUCUACAUCAGUAUGUGUUGGGAGAAUUCUUUAUAGUAUCUGUUUGGGAGACCAUCAAGAAUUUUAGUGGCAUAUUGCUUGUCUUUAUGGUGAUAUUUGUGUAUACGCCUAUGUACCUUCUCCAAUAAAGGAGUAUUUUGGGUGUUCUAUAUUGUUACCGAGACUGUGAGAAGUAACUUUGUUGGGUACGGGGAUAGAGUUGGGGUAAAACUAUGUACACUUGCCCGUUAGCCAAUAGGGCCUGAUGCAACAGUGUGCAGACGGGUAUUUGAAGGCUCACUGGUGGGCCGGUUUUGGGGGUUAGUGGUAGCUUGGUGUGAGAUAAAUUGGUACUUUUUAAGUGAGAGAGGUGAUUAUAGUUGUAAUGUUAACAAUCGUAGUCUAAACAAUAGCAGUUGUAACAAUCUAAGUUUAAGCAGUGUGAGUAUUCCGCCAUUUGUGGGCCUAUGCUAAGGGGCCACUUGCACGGUAUAAUUACCCUCUUUUUUUUUUUUUCUUUCUUUGGUUUUUGUACAUUGGAUCAUGUAACCCAGUUAAAUAGCAAUACAACAACAUUAAUGCAAGUGCAAUGUGUUACGUGUUUUGGAGCGGAGUAGGGUGAUGUUCAAGGCUGGUAUUUUCUGCGGCCUUGAGGAGCAUUGCUGAUCCACGGGACUUGUUGCCAGUCUCUCGCCAUUUUGCGCGGUGGCGGUGUAUCAGUCUUUUGUUUUUCACUCUGCGGAGCAGCGAUAGGAAUGUUCCAGUCUUCCAGAAUCUGUAUGCCGUCUUCAGGCGUGAGGAUUGCGCGGUCUGCUCCGUUGCGUUUGACGAGCAGUUUGGUUGGAAAUCCCCAUUUGUAUAAGAUGUUGGCAUUUCUGAGGGCUGUCGUGAUCGGUGUGAAUGAGCGUCUUCUGUUCAUUGUGGCUGCUGAGAGGUCGAUAAACAGUUUUAUGUCCGUGUAUUCUUCUGGGAGAGAUGAAUUAAGUCUUGAUGUUUGCAUUAUUUGGUCUUUGACCGUGAAAUAGUGGAUUCUGGUUAUGACGUCACUUGAUAUAGUUGUGGGCAGAUGUCGUGGCUUGGGUAGCCUGUGGGUUCUAUCCAAGCGAAGAUCUGCAUCUGUUAAUGAUUGGAUUAGAGAUUUGAACAACUUCUGUACGUAGUGUGUGAGAUCUUGUGGACCUAUAUUUUCAGGUAUUCUACGUAUCCUUAUGUUGUUCCGUCUGUCUCUAUCCUCGUUAUCUGCAAUUUUUCCUUCCAGGUAUUUAACUUUGUUUUCCAGUGCUGUGUGUGCAUCUGCUAGCUCAUUGUGGACUGUUAGGAUACCCUCAGUCUUUUCUUCUAGGUGGGCUGUUCUGUCCCCUAUUACUUGUAUGUCAGCUCUAAUGUCUGCUGCUAUGCGUUGGAGGUCUGAGAAUAAGGCUGAUUUUAGUUUGUCAAGCAUGGUACUCACUGAGGCAUUUGUGGCAGGGAUGGAGGCUUCACUGCUGUGGUAGUUUUGGGUGUCUUCUGCUUCUGCCUCAUAUGUGGGUGAACCAUGCGUUCCGGCGCCAUCUUGGUCGCAUGAGUGCUCCGUUUGUUGCGAGCUUAGAUGUGAGUCGAUCGUUUUCUGUUUUAGUUUCUUGGAGGAUUUCAUUGCCAUUGUGUUCAGGGUAGGGCUGGAGUUUAAAUGGGCUGUUUUUGGUGGCAGAAUUGCUGUGUUCCACGCUGUGGGGCCCACUAUUUCGGCGGAGCUCUCUUUCUAUGCGACUGCUUCCAUGUGGUCAGUGGCCACGCCCCCGAAUUGAAGGUGUUUUAUUUAUUUGGGGACGGGGGGGACGGGUGGUGGUGAUUAGAAGCAGAACCAAAUAUCUUUUUGGGGGUUUUUUUUUUUGUUUUUGUUUUUUUAUUUUUCCUUUUACUUUAACCUAGAUUAUUAUGUAGCCAACUGAAGCUGUUAGCUUCUCCAUUAAUAUGACAAAACAUAACUACAAACAGGGCUAGGGAUUUAAAGACUGCAUGGAGUAAGUGUAUUUAGUGAGAGUUUAUAUUCAUUUUUCCGGCAUAUAUCAUAGUCACAGCAUCUGAAUUAGGCUAAUCCAUUGUAUUGAAUAGGCUGUACUAAAUGUUUACCCGGUGCCUCUGUGAAUGGCACAAAUGCUACAUCUAUCAUUUAAUGAUAUCUUUCUUCCCCAGAUAUCUGGACUCCGUUUUGUGUUCCUUAUCAAUCAGGAACUCAUUGCUUUAAUUAAAGCAGAAGCUGCUAAAAUGAUCCAACAAUGAACAGUAUGACAUCUGGAGGCAUUAAGAGAUGCUUGAGUUGGCGUGGGCAUUUAGAAGCUCUAUUUUAUUUGAGACUGUUCCUUGGUCCAACUUGUUUGGAAAAUAGAGAGUGACUUUCAAGACAACAGAAGAAAGAACUGCUGUUACCAAGGCAGUGUUUGGAGCACAUUAUUUUUCAGACUGCAAGUAAUGUAUAUCGCAGGGUUUUUUCAGCUAAUAUCUGCCUUCAUUUUGUUACGUACAUAGUUAAGAAAUAUUUGUUUAUUAAAUUAAUUGUGCUUUGUAAACAAAAUCACUUGUGAUUUGUCGGUGGAUCAAUUCCAUAAACCCUAGUAGCAACAUUUCCGAAGUGCAGUCAUGAGGAUGUUUUUUAUUUUUUAAAUAAGAAAUACAACCAUUCAAAUGGAAAUAGUUUUAUUUAUCAAAAUAACAAGGUAAGUUCCUUGGACAAAAGCCAGUCAUAGAGAGAUGCUGCCUGCACUUAGUUCCUUGGAGAGAUGCUACCUGCAUGCAUAGUAAGAAACACAUUUUUGUUGCAGGACCCACAUUUCCAGGUACAAUAUAUAAAUGCAAUAAAAAUUAAUGAAACUGCUAAAGAAAUAAGUGGAUGUGAAUAUGGAAGCAUGUGUUUACCUUGUUUAUGAAUGGAGUCUGCCCCUUUCCUGAUUUUUCAGUUGGAGCAAAUUGUUCAAAAGUCUGGACCCUAUUCUGUAGGCCCCCUCGCACUCUCCCCCAGUAAUUUGUAUUAUCUAAACAUUAUAACCCCAUGUACACUAAAUUAAUAUUGACUAAUUUUAAACUAUUCAUGCAAUAACGUGCUAAAUGUAACAAAUGUCAAAAUGUCUCUCGUGCAUUUGUUUUUAAUAAAUUUCUCAGUGCAUAUAUAUAUAUAUAUAUAUAUAUAUAGCUUUCCACACUAAAGACUACAACAUAAAAGUGCAUGAUCUUUUUACACCAUGCACCCAGUUGAUUUAAAAAAAAAUCAUCCCAACAUGAAGUAAAUUAUUACAAAUCAUGCUGGGGAUUCUUAAGGUAUAUUAUAAUAAAGAAAUCAAACAAAUUCUACAAACUGCUUGAUGUCACGGUGCGCUUAGCUUACUUGCAUCUAGAGAAAAGAAUGCAUUAAUGUUCUGCUGCAGAUAGAAGGAUCCCACAAAACAUAAUUAGUUGCUCCAAUCAGUGACCUAUCCCUAGGAAUGCUAAAAAAGUGCACUGGACAUGCUAAGAGAUCUCUUCACCUUGCAAAAUUCUGACUGGGAAGAGAGUCUGAUCAGUGUGAUUAUGCAGAGCAGGCUCUGUUGUCUGGAUUCUAUCUCCUUCUGCUGCACAAUGAUGCCCUGUUUCUGUCAUUAGUGGAAUACUCAAAGUGUGAGGUGGGUUGAAGAAACUCUUAGCAGAGAGGCAUGCCCAAUAAUGUAAUCUGGUCAAGUUUAUAAACUUAUUACAUACUUUUUAUUUUAUUUUUGUAUUUGUUUAAAAUGUUUGGUUUAAAAAAAAUCAGGUGACACAUGUCCCUUUUAAAGUACAUAUUCUGUUUAAAUAUAUGUUGACUUCUUGGAUUCCCUUGACUUGCAACUCCCAUGUAGAUUAUGAAGAUGUUUGUAUGAGCCUGCUAAUCUGCCCACUCAUACUUGAUUUGCUUAACUGUGAAUCACAAAACUGACAAGGAAACUAUAUAUUUUACACAAACUUAAGUCCUGCGCUGAAACUCGCACUACUUCUGGGCGGCAGCAACUACCAUAGCACACAUCAGCCCCAAUACAUACAAUAAAAACCAAAGAGAAAACAAACUUUAAAAAAAAUAAAAUGUAUUUUAAACCAAAAUAAUGGAGAUGGAAAAUUGUCCACUAUUUCUGGUCUAAACAAUAACUGCAAAUGAGACUGGAAUAAACCUUAAAGGACAAAAAGGAACUUGCACAACUUUCACACAUAUUAAAAUUUGAGAUAAAGGAACAUGUUUGGCUGAAUAUAAAUCAUACGUCUAGCCUUAGUAGGAUGUAAUUCUUUUCCAUGCAAAGUAGUGUUCACAUGCCUGUGUAGUUUUAGUGAUGCAAUGGUGUGCUUGUCAUCUGCAACGUGUAACCAGACUUCCUUAGGCUAUGAGCUAAAAAUCCAAAGUGGUUUCAAAACAGUAUUUGCUGUAAGAAACAACUCCAUACAGUCCUGCUCUAUCACUGCUGUUCUGGAUAAUACAGCAAUCUACUUGGGAAAGAUUAACAAUCCUUUUAACAGAACAGCAAACACAGGUCGUGGCACAAAGCAAGUUUGCAUAAACUUUUGGACUGGUAUUUUUUUUAUUACCUCAUCAGAUUAUAGUGUAAUGCAUAAAAGUACCAAAUUAAGUUGAUAAUCCUACACAUCAGUCCAAGACACAAAUUAUUUGGUAAUAGAUGUAGUAUAUAGAAAGAGCUUGUUUGAUCCAAUGCAGGAAUAUUGUGUCUCCUAAAUUUAACAGCUGUAUUACCAGAAAAGGAAAUAUGUAUGUUAAAACGGAUUUGUUUAUUGGUGUGGUAUAUUGUUUGCUUAGUUCCAGAUUCACAGAAUCCCUUAUCCAUUUUGACAUAACUUGUAUUCUUAGUCACUGGUUUGUGUAAUUCAUCCAUAUUUUGAUAUAUGGAAUGACUUUUUCUGAUGCCACUCUCUAAUACAAUUUUGAAUUAAAGCAUACCAUUUGAGAAUAAAAUAGGCCCUAUCAUGCUGACAACCCUAUUUGUCUUUUGACAAUUAUGUCCAUGUUCUGCUAGCAAACAUCUAAAUCUAGUUCUAUUUAGUGAACAUCCCACACAUGUACAUUUAAACAUUCUAUCCAAGCAUGGUAUGUUCAUACAUAAGUCGCUUUAAAAAGUCUGAAUCAUAACAGUGGUGUAAUAUAGUUACCUUACAAUGCAAGAAACAUUUGCCUGCAGAAAAAUCUAGCUAGUAAAGAAAGAUCUGGUGUGUGUGUGUGUGUGUGUGUGUGUGUAUGUAUGUAUGUGUGUAUAUAUAUAUAUAUAUAUAUAUAUAUAUAAUUUAAUUUUUUGUUCAUCAAAAGGCUCAUUCUUAUACAGAUCCAAAAUUCAGCAAUAAAAUGUAAAAAAGGAAAAAAUACCCCAACAAACGUUUUUGAAGACAUUUCUGAAAUAGUGUUAUAUUGAUAAUGUGGCCAUUUUGAUUAUCAUCCCUGAAGCUCACAUAGUCUUUGUGGAGAGAGGAAUAUGGAUAUCCUACUUUAUUAUACCCCAGUUCCUUCCUCCCUAGGCCAGCAGCCUGGGUCAUUGUCACCAGCUCCUUUGUAGGGAAGAAUGAAUUGCAUUUCCAGGGAGUGGGGAUCAGAGGUGGCAGAGUCUCUCUUGAUCGCUACAUCAGGUGUCUCAUCUAUGUCCAUUGUUGAUGAGCCUGACUGACUCUUGUCUCUCUGUUCGUGUCCUGUGCAAUGCAGCCAUAGAGGGGUAGGAGGUGCCCAAAGCCAGGAAAAAUGUCCCUCUGUGCAUGUAGAAGAGUUAUGUAUAUAACAGAGCUGAGAAGUCUUUUCUAACCUUUGAGGGUGGUAAAGUGGGGGGCAGGUACUUGUUCCAUCUACUGGAGAUUGUGGACUGUUACCACAAUGUGUGUGCAAGUCUCCUCCAUGGAAGCACGAUGAAGGAUUGCAAGGCAUAAGAGACAAGUGUACUGCUUGACGGAGAGAAUGCAAG